UGCAAUGCAUUCCAAAACAGUGUAGAAACAAGACAAUCCGCCCAGCUGAGGGACUCUCGGUUAGAUGGGUGUAACGGCGAGAGGAGAUAGAGGGGGACUCUGUUACAUGGGUGUAACGGCGAGAGAGAGGGAGGGUCUUCUGAUAGAGAUAUCCCUUUCCGUUAAAUCCUUCUGUUCUUGCUUUGUCCAAUUUUUUGUAAAAAACCCAUAACUCGUAGCCUCCUUGUUGUUGAUUUUUUUCAUUUUCUUGUCACGUUCUUGUUUUUCUCUCUGUGCAGAUUGUUAAAUACUGGCGUACACUGCUCAGAAUAAGUUUAAGACCGGAAAUUGAGUUGCGGUAGAGCGGGAUAACGAUAAACUCCAGGAUCAGCGCUUUAAGCGUGGAUAGUAUCAGUUCUGUAAAAUCAGGAAGUCAAGUGAAUUCAUCUCUUUAUUUCGCGUUCCGCGGGUCUGCUGUUAACGUCGUUCAAGCGCUGGAUUAAUGCGCUGAGUCCUGCGCUUCACCCCGAAGCUGGGAGCUCCACUGUAACCCCUUUCCAGAGGAAGAGGAGGGUCAGGAGGAAGAGCCGGCAUGUCCUAUUGGUCUGUAGGCAUCUCCCAGGGCACUGUGGACACACACAGCGACAUGGAGGAACAAGAUGGUCCAGAUCUUGGGAGCGACGACAUGGGAGCCAAGGCCUCACUGGCGGGGGGUCCGGGGGGAGGGACCUUCUCCCCCUCGCCCUCCUCCUCCCUGGGCACCUCCCCCACGCUGGAGAACAUCCAGGCGGCGUAUGAGGACGGGCAGCGGGACGCAGCCCGGGAGCUCCUCCGGCAGGCCUGCUGCGUGGAGUGCACCCUGGGGAUGGCCAGGCUGCAGGGGGUGCGUCUGCUGUGCGUGGCCACGCAGCACGGGGACGAGGCGGGCGUGCGCUACCUGCUGAAGGAGGCGCGCGUGGUGGUACCCCAGGACCCCUCGGACCACAACCCCGCCAUCCUGGCGGCCCACUACGGCCACGCCGGGGUGGCCCGGGAGCUGCUGGACGCGGUGCCCGGGCCCUGUCUGCGGGCCGACCUGCUGAACUGGAUGCUGGCCACGGCGUGCCGACGGGGGCAUCUGGAUGUGGUGCGGCUGCUGGUGCACGCCUACAACGCCGACGCCCGCGACUGCGGCAUCCACAGCGACGAGUUCGCCGUCAUCACGGGCCUCCCGCUCUACGCUGCUGCACAGGCAGCCAAUGAGGACAUAGCGUGCUUCCUGCUGCAGAGUGGAGCUGGUUUCUCCUCCUACACCCUGAUGGACCAUCCGGCCUUCAGCAAGCAGCUGCUGAGACAGAGGCUGAAGCAGGACACAGACGCACAGGGGGACGAGGUGCUGAGCGUGUGCUGGAGCGGCCUGAAGCUGCCCUGGCUGGAGCUGGACUGGUUCAUGGACCUGUCCUGCCGGCUCACCCACAUGGACCUCUCCUCCAACGCGCUGGGCGCCCUGCCCUCCAUGGUGCCCUGGGGACUGGUCCAGCUGCGGACCCUGGACCUGUCGGACAACCUGCUCCGAGAGCUGCCCGCCACACACUGCUCCCAGGAGGUCAUAUGCACCAGUCUACGAGAGCUGAACCUCUCUCAGAACCAGCUGAGCGCCUUGCCCUCUGGGCUGCUCCACCUGGGCCAGCUCCAGCGGCUCUGCGCGGCCAAGAACCAGCUCACGUCCCUGUUCCACAUCCCCGCCGACACCAACUGGAUCGGCCUGAGGAGCCUUCAGGACCUGGACGUGUCGGACAACGCUCUGGUGCGCCUGCCCACGGCCGUCAUGCACUGCCUCAAGUCCCUGAGCCUCCUCAACGUGUCCCGCAACCGACUGGACUGCUUCCCUGACCCAUGGGCCUGCCCGCUGAAAAUAUGCAAAGCCUCUUGCAACUCCAUCGAGGGUCUCCCCGACACCAUCUCCAUCUUCUGGAGGUCGAGGCUCCAGGAGGUCGACUUCACCGACAACCAGCUGAAGGGACUGCCGCCCUACAUAUUCGAGCUGGAGGCGUUGGUCUCUCUGCGGCUGGCCGGGAAUCAGAUCUCCACGCUGCCGGCACCCAAUAAAUGGAAGUGCUCCAAGCUCAAGACUCUGGACCUGUCCAGGAACCAGCUGGGGAAAACGGACGAGGUACCUAAAACCAGGAGACGGGGGUUCCUGACCACCUGGAGCAAGAGAGACCCGGACCCAGUGUGUGCCAUCGAGUUCCCCUCCAUCCUCAGGGACUCUCUGGAAGUGCUCUUCCUGAACGACAACCAUCUGGAGUGCGUCCCGGCGUCCCUCUGCGGUCUGGUCAACCUCUCUGAGCUCUACCUCUCCAACAAUCUGCUGAUCCGCGAGCUCCCUGUGGAGCUGGGUCAGCUGUCUAACCUGUGGCAGCUGGACGUGGAGGACCUGAACAUCACCAACGUACCGCAAGAGGUCAGGAAGGAAGGCGCUGCCUCCAUCCUGGCCUACCUGCGCGCUCACCUGCGCAAGGCGGAGCCCUGCAAGCUGCUGAAGAUGCUGCUGGUGGGGCCCCCACGGCAGGGCAAGACGGCCCUGCUGGAGGCCCUGAACGCGGGUCGCACCUCCGCCUUCAGCACCACCGACUGCAGCAUCUCCACCUCCACCUGGGAGCUGGACAAGCCGGGCGGCUGCAGGAACCCGGAGUCGAUGCUGUUCAACGUGUGGGACCUGGGGGGCCCUGCCAGCAUGUCCACCGUCAACCAGUGCUUCUUCACGGACAAGGCCCUCUACGUGGUGCUCUGGAACCUGGUGCUGGGGGAGGAGGCUGUGGCCAGCCUGCAGGCCUGGCUGCUCAACAUAGAGGCGCGCGCCCCCAACUCGGCGGUGGUGGUGGUGGGCACCCACCUGGACCUCAUCGACUCCAAGUUCCGCACGGAGCGCGUGGCCACGCUGCGGGCCUACAUCCUGGCCCUCUGCCGCUCGCCCUCUGGGGCCCGCGCCACCGGCUACCCCGACGUCACCUGGAAGCAGCUGCACGAGGUGUCCUGUAAGAGCCUGGAGGGCAUGGAGGGGCUGCGGUUGUUGCUGUACCAGGUGGCCUGCUCCAUGAAGGACCACAGCACCUCCACCUCCAGGGGCCAAAGGCUGGUGGGCAGACUGAUCCCCCGGAGCUACCUGACCCUGCAGGAGGCGGUGCUGGCCGAGAGCAGGAGGCGGGACUCUGAGGACGAGGUGCAGUACCUCACGGCCGCCCAGCUGGACCAGGUGAUGGAGCAGAACCCUGAGAGCGACAUCAGAGACUACGAGGACCUGCAGUCAGCCAUCAAGUUCCUGAUCGAGACGGGCACGCUGAUGCACUUCCCGGACACCAGCCAUGGCCUGUGUACGCUGUACUUCCUGUGCCCGGUGUGGCUGUCCGAGUGCCUGCAGAGGAUAAUCCACCUCAAGUCCUCGCGCUUGGUGGCCAGGAACGGCGUGAUCUGUGCCGAAGACCUCCGGAUGCUGCUUGUUGGAACAGGCUUCACGGAGCAGACUGAGGAGCAGUAUUUCCAGUUCCUUUCCAAGUUUGAGAUCGCUCUGCCUGUGGCUAGCAACAGCUACCUCCUGCCCCACCUGCUGCCCUCCAAGCCGUCCAUGGACAUCCACGGCCUGCGGCAGCAGACCACCAACACCCUGCAGCGGCUCUUCAAGAUGAGCUUCGUGCCCGCCGGCUUCUGGGAGCGCUUCAUCGCCCGCAUGCUCAUCAGCCUGACGGAGAUGGACCUGCUGGUGGUGCAACAGCAGCACCUCAAGUCAUUCGAGACGAAGCAGUGGGGGCUCAAGGCUCCGGGCGGCAGGGCCUCGGUGGUGUACAGCUUCGCCGGCGGCCAGCAGAGGAACCGUUGCAGCACCUUCCGCGUGCGACGCAACCAGACCAUCUACUGGAAGGAAGGGCUGCUGGUCACCUUCAGCGGGGGGUACCUCAGUGUGGAGUCGUCUGACGUCAACUGGAAGAGGAAGAAGAGCGGGGGCAUCCAGAUCAUCUGCCAGUCAGACACCAGAGACUUCUCCGCCAUGGCCUUCAUCACGGACCACGUGAACUCCCUCAUCGAGCAGUGGUUCCCCGCUCUGACGGCCAGCGAGAGCGACGGCAGCGUGCUCAUCGAGCAGUACGCCCCCUGUCCGCUCUGCGCCCCCCCGGGCGGGCCGCACCCCUCCCAGCCCCCGGCCCGCGGACCCUCCCCCCGACCGCCCGGGGGGGCCGAGGGGGAGCCGGCCCCCCACUUCUUCAGCAUGGAGGAGUGCGUCCUCGCCGCCAUGGAGGGCGAGCGCAUCGUGUGCCCGCAGCACCCGGAGCGGCCCGUGGCGCUCCAGGAGCUGGUCCCGGAGCUCUUCAUGACCGACUUCCCCUCCAGGCUGUUCCUGGAGAAGGAGGAGCUGGAGUGCCGCGAGGAGGAGCAGAACAUCCUGGGCCAGGGGGGCAGCGGGACCGUGGUGUACAGGGCGUCCUACCGCGGCAAGCCCGUCGCCGUCAAGCGCUUCCACUUCAAGAAGUGCCGGCAGCACACUAUCAGCGUGGACACAGACACAAUGCUCCGCCAUCUGCAGUCGGUGGACGCCUGCCGCAGCUUCUCCGAGUUCCGGCAGGAGGCCAGCAUGCUGCACUCGCUGCAGCACCCGUGCAUCGUGGCGCUGGUGGGCAUCAGCAUCCACCCGCUGUGCUUCGCCCUGCAGCUGGCCCCGCUGGGCAGCCUCAACACCGUCCUAGAGGAGAGCUGCAAGGACAAAGUCUCUCACGCACGCGUCGGGUCCAGGUACAUGCCUCUGGGUCACAUGCUCACCUUCCGGAUAGCCUAUCAGAUCGCGACGGGUCUGGCCUACCUGCACAGGAAGAGGCUGAAGGCCAUGGUCACAAAGAAAUGCCACUCCGGUGGAGCCACUGUGCCACACGGUCAUCUUCACACGCCCCUGAACGUCCGGUCAGGCCUUAAAGACGACACAUGA
Gadus chalcogrammus (walleye pollock) is the source of this 4933-nucleotide messenger RNA. It is a transcript of the gene lrrk1, whose product is annotated as leucine-rich repeat kinase 1. Gene Ontology annotation, molecular function: ATP binding; protein tyrosine kinase activity; protein binding. The transcript is spliced from 29 exons. NCBI's taxonomy places the organism in Eukaryota, Metazoa, Chordata, Actinopteri, Gadiformes, Gadidae. The coding region runs from base 572 to 4933 and encodes 1453 amino acids. The record is from RefSeq and is a predicted model, not a curated record. Gene Ontology annotation, biological process: protein phosphorylation.